Caenorhabditis remanei is the source of this 450-nucleotide messenger RNA. RefSeq lists its product as uncharacterized. Bases 1 to 450 code for a protein of 149 amino acids. The record is from RefSeq and is a predicted model, not a curated record. Lineage: Eukaryota; Metazoa; Nematoda; Chromadorea; Rhabditida; Rhabditidae. The transcript is spliced from 4 exons.
AUGAGUAGCGUUAGAGCUAGCGCCGCUGGAAAUCGUCCAAUGAAGAUGUCAAAAAAUGAGAAAGAGAACAAAGAAAUGAAAAAGAAGAAUAAAAAACAAAAAACGGAAACAAAUGAUUCAUCAUAUUCAUCGAUUAUCAGCAAUGACUCGGAUGUCAUCUGGAUUCCAGAAGAUUCUGACAUCCAAACUCCUGAAAACCCGAAACUUCUAACCAAAACCGAACGUGCUGCUAUUCUAAAAACCAGAGAUCUGAUGGUGAAUUUUGGGGCAACCGAUGGAGAGAAUGAGGAUAACUUGGAAGGAGCACUUAAUAAAUUGGAGGAGUUUUUGGGAACGAGUAAAUUGGAAUAUGAGGCGAUCGACACGCUUACCAAUGACCUACUCAAAGAUAUCGACAACUUGGCUGUGGAGCUUUCUGAACUCGAUGGUAUUUUAGUUUCGGAGGAAUAA